This is a messenger RNA of Rotaria sordida, 1392 nucleotides long. Lineage: Eukaryota; Metazoa; Rotifera; Eurotatoria; Philodinida; Philodinidae. The record is from the annotation of a GenBank genome assembly.
AUGACAGAAUCACCGGUUAAUAUUCCUGUAUAUGAUGGAUCUCUGGCGUCAGUACGUAGUUCAUCUUCAUCAGUAGAUCGAUUACGUCAAAUCACAGGCUUAUCCAGACGAAAAGCUGAAUUACAACCAAAAUGGAAAAAUGGUGAACUUGAAUCAAAAUAUCGAUGUUCAUCAUGUAAUAAUUAUUUACGAUUUCCAAUUCAAUUUGAAGUUUGUGGACAUCAUGUUUGUUCAAGUUGUCUACCGGAUAUCAUGCGUAUUGCAUCACGUUGUCCAACUUGUCAACAACCAAUAGCAAAAGAUAAAAUAGUAAAUGAUAAAGAUUUAGAAAAAGAAAUUCAAAAUUUAGAAGUUUAUUGUACAAAUAAAGAAAAAGGUUGUGAUUGGUUUGGAAUAUUACGAAAUUUUCCAGUUCAUAUUGAAACAUGUGGAUUUAUAUUAAUUGAUUGUUUAAAUGAAUGUGGUGCAAAAUUUGAAAGACGUUUUUUAAAUAAACAUCAAAAUGAAGAUUGUACAAAACGAACAAUUACUUGUGAAUUUUGUAAAACAAGUAUUCUAUUCGAAAAUGAAAUUUCUCAUUUGAAUAUUUGUCCUGAAUUUAAAAUUCCUUGUCCAAAUCAAUGUUCAACACAAGAAUUUUCACGGCAACAAAUACAAAAUCAUUUAGAUAAUGAAUGUUCAAAACAAGAAAUAUCUUGUCCAUUUCAUGAUUGUGGAUGUGAAUAUCGUGCUAAUCGAACAAUUAUUACUCAACAUAUAAAAGAUUCAUCUGGUAUUCAUUUAAAUAUGGCUGGAAAAACAAUAUCAAUACAAAAACAAUUAUUAACAUUAUAUGAAGAACGUUCAAAUGAACAAAAAAAAUGGAUUGAAUUAUUAGCACGAAAAAUAAAUGCAUUAGAAAAAACUUAUGGAUCUCAAUUUAUUUGGAAAAUUGAUCAUUAUCAAGAAAGACUUCAAGAUGCUCGUACAAAUAUAAAAUCAACUUUAUUUAGUCCACAAUUUUUAACUAGUCGUUAUGGUUAUCGUUUAGCACUUUCAAUUUGUUUAUGGGGAGAUGGAAAAUUGAAAGGAAAAUAUGUUUCAUUAUUUAUUUGUAUUCAUCGUGGUGAAUAUGAUUCUUUAUUAGUUUGGCCAUUUUCACAUCGUGUAACAUUUACAUUACUUGAUCAAUGUGAAGAUGUGAAUAAUUGUCGUCAUAUAACAUGUACUAUUAAACCGAAUAUAUGUCAAGAAAAUAAACCAUUUUUAGGUCGACCAAUAACAGAACGAAAUGCAAGUUUUGGUUGUCCUAAAUUUAUCGAUAUGGAUACAAUGACAAAAUUUAAUUAUGUUAAAGAUGAUACAAUAUUUAUUAAAGUUGAAGUUGAUAAUGAAGAAAUGAUUUUUAUUUAA